AUGGCGAGGGAUUGUACUCAUGGGAGGAACCCGAAUGCGGGUCGGAAUCAACACCAAAGGCGAGUGUUUGCUGUGAACGUCCAGGAUGCUACAAAGUCGGAUCCGUUGAUGAGAGGUAUAUAUUUAAUUGGUGGUAAAACGUUAAUUGCCUUAUAUGAUACUGGAGCUUCGCAUUCCUUCAUUGCAUUUGAUAAGGUUGAGGAACUAGGGUUGAAAAUGUCAGAAUUAGCUUUCGAUUUGUAUGUGCAUACCCCAUAUCAGACAGUUGGGACAAAGUUAGGUUGUGGGCAAGUAUCUUUCAAACUUGAGGAUAGGGAAUUUAUCCAUGACUUAAUUUGUUUGCCAAUGGUUGGAUUUGAAAUGAUUUUGGGGUAUGAUUGGUUGUCAAAGAAUCGGGUAUUGUUGGAUUGCUUUGAGCAAUCGAUUAGUUUAUGCCGGAAAGAGAAGGAGGAGCAGUGA
This is a messenger RNA of Arachis ipaensis, 459 nucleotides long. RefSeq lists its product as uncharacterized. NCBI's taxonomy places the organism in Eukaryota, Viridiplantae, Streptophyta, Magnoliopsida, Fabales, Fabaceae. The record is from RefSeq and is a predicted model, not a curated record.